AUCAUAGGGCUAACAAGGCGGCUGAUUUUUCACGGUUAUCAACUGGAUGAUGCCUAUCAGACGCCUAUUUUCGUUCAUGACUAUAAGUUAGUUUUCCUUUGUUUUUUUGAUGUGUGAUUAUUCUUUCUUUUUUCUUCAUGUUUAUUUUUCUUUUCCUUUUUUCUAUAUUUCAGAUUUGUUCUUUAGUACACACUGAACUUUUUUAGUAUAUGGUGAACAUUUUUUAAGCAUACACUAAACUUUUUUUUAUAUACGAUGAACUAUUUUUUAUACAUUGAACAUUUUUUAGUAUAUGAUUAAACUUUUUAAUUAUACAAUGAGCAUUUUCUAAAAACGCACUUAACAUUUUUAAUAUGCCGUGAAAUUUUAUGUAUGCACUGAACCUUUUUAUAUAAACACAUACUCAAAAAAGUUCUGAAAUACUUUCUCUAAUUUUUCAAUUGGUUUUAAAAUAUUUAGCUCCAUACAAAACAACAGUCAGUUUUGUUUGGAGAAAAACGGACUAAUAAAAAACUAAAGAGACAGAAAAACGUUGGCGCCACUGUGGGCCGGCCCAUAUACCCAGACUUUCAGGCGUAGCCUCGCCUGUUUGACGCCCAUAGGCGUCAUACAGGAGGUCUCGUCGUAGGCGAAACACAUCUCCUGUCUGUGUAAAACUCACACACAGCACAGACCGAAAAAAAAGAAGUCCCGCGCGGCGCCACCGCGACGAUGCUUCCGGCACCUCCUCCGUUCUCCCACAGCGAGUUCGUCGGCGUUCUCUCCCGCUGCGCCACCCUCGCUCACCUGAAGCAGCUCCAUGCCCACUCCGUCGUCACCGCCCGCGCCGCCACGCAGCCCACCACCUUCCACCUCCUCCGUUUCGCAUCCCUCCGCCUCUCCUGCCUCCCCUACGCCCGCCGCCUCUUCGACUCCACGCCCUAUCCCAAUGUCUUCCUCUACUCCGCCAUGCUCUCCGCCUACGCCGCCGCGUCCCCCGCGCAGGCGUACGCCCGGGACGCCCUCGCCCUCUUCCUCCGUAUGCUCCGCCGCGGCCGCUCCGCGCCCAACCAGUUCGUCUACCCGCUGGUCCUCCGCGCCGCCUGCGUCGUCGGCAUCCAGCUGGUUAGGUCGAUCCAUUCCCACGCCUACAAGAGCGGGUUCCACGCGCAUGAUGUUGUAAGGACUUCGCUGCUUGAUGGGUACUCGAGGUAUGGCUUGAUGCUGGACGCACGAAAGCUGUUUGAUGGUUUGACCGAGAGGAAUGUGGUCUCCUGGACCGCGCUACUGUCCGGCUACACAAGGGCCGGGAAGGUCGGAGACGCGAUUGUUCUGUUUGAACGGAUGCCCGAGAGGGAUGUGGCUGCGUGGAAUGCGAUGAUCGCUGGCUGCACGCAGAAUGGGUUGUUUCUGGAGGCUCUGGGGAUUUGUAGCAGGAUGGUGGAAGAGGGGUUCUGGCCGAAUGGGACCACAGUUGCUUGUCUGCUGUCUGCAUGUGGGCACCUUGGGAUGCUGAAAAUCGGUAAGGUGAUCCAUGGUUAUGCGUGGAGGAGCUGUGUUGGUUUUGGCUCGUCUGUUGUGAAUGGGUUGAUUGAUAUGUAUGGCAAAUGCGGGACUUUGAAGGCGGCGAGGUGGAUGUUUGAUGAGUUUUCCGACAAGAGUCUGACCACAUGGAAUUGUCUGAUUAAUUGCCUUGCACUACAUGGGCACAGCAAGAGUGCAAUUGCUGUCUUCGGUGAGAUGAGGGACUCAGGAAUUGAACCGGAUGAGGUUACAUUUGUGGGAUUGUUAAAUGCGUGCACCCAUGGUGGAUUUGUCGAUGAAGGGCUUAUGUACUUUGAACUCAUGUGCGAUGAGCUGAGAAUUGAGCCAGAGAUUGAGCAUUAUGGGUGCAUCAUUGACCUUCUUGGUCGAGCAGCACGAUUUGAAGAUGUAAUGAAUGUUAUCAAAGAUAUGAAAGUCCAACCAGAUGAGGUCAUUUGGGGGUCACUUCUCAAUGCCUGUAGGAUACACAGACAGCUAGAGCUUGCUGAGUUUGCUAUAAGAAAAUUACUGCAGUUGAAUCCAAACAAUGUUAAUUAUGUUGUGAUGCUGGCAAACUUAUACAGUGAAGGUGGAUCCUGGGAACAGGUUAUGAAGGUACGGAAGCUGAUGCAGGAGGAUAUGGGCAAGAAAGUGCCUGGUUGUAGUUGGAUCGAGGUGGAUCGCAAGACACACAUGUUUUACUCUGGUGACGAUACUCAUCCUGUAUCAGAGGAUAUCUGUAACACUCUUGUGGAAUUAGUGGCCUCAAUGGAAAUGUGCCUGGAUUAAUUUCUUAUAGACGCAACAGGAGUUCUGCCUGUAUAGUAUUAUGAGAAGUAGACAUUACAGGCUGAAGCCUAAAUAGAAGAAAAGCCCAUGAGGAUUGAUUUGGAUAGAUUGAUAGUUUUAGUUUGAAAGUCGGAAACUUCUAUUCCGUAAGUGAAGUGGGGUAAAUUGAAAUUUUUGACCUAGGCUGAUUAGGAGUUAUGUUGGAUGUACGCAUGAAGGUGUUCCCUCGAACCCCACUAUCAAGUUACUCCAUGCCAGAGGUAGUACUUGUGCCAGUACUGUACUGUACUUCUGUAGGGACUGAUGCGUUACUAUUUCAUAGCGCACUUGGUGCAUAAGGUGAUUCUUUCAAGGGAAAAGAAGACCCAAGUUAGCAGAUGCGUGUAGCUUCCAUAUCUUCCUGCUCAGAAUGUGUCAAAUGGCAGGAUCGGAGGAGGACAUGGGGAAAUGAGCACCGAACAUUGCCGUUGCGAUCUAGACAGAAGAAAUGGAUGUCGAAAAGGAUGGUGCAGAUUAUAGAACAAACAUGCAAGGUACAAUGCAGUGCACCAACAGCGCGAGACGGGGAAUAAAAGCGCUCCUUUACACUCGACCAGAGAAUCAUUCCAGCGAUGCUUCGCCAUGUAAACUGUGAACCGUAUGUUUCACCAUGAUAUGAUCAAUCCAAAAGCAGAUAAAAUCUUCGAUCCUUUCCUGUUGGCUAAUGCCUGUAGCCGGCGAGAACUGACAAGUGCAGUUAUCUCCUGGCAAUUAGCAAGACUCCUGAAUUAUAAUCUAGUUUUAGUGAUCCAUUCUAUGUAGGAACAGGAAGGAUUACACAAUCCAAGUUCUGCUGUAAGCACAAAAUAAAGAAAAGUGCAUAGCAGCGAACAAGGGACGGCGUAAAGAUUGUGCAUGAUGUGGUGUGGACUUGUGGAGUCGAAACCCAAAAGCUGGCAUCAUGGGCCUGUUUGGUUUGUGACUAACUUUGCCACAUUAUUUU
Molecule: messenger RNA, 3274 nt
Organism: Aegilops tauschii subsp. strangulata
Lineage: Eukaryota; Viridiplantae; Streptophyta; Magnoliopsida; Poales; Poaceae
Product: pentatricopeptide repeat-containing protein At1g33350
Biological process (GO): RNA modification
Molecular function (GO): protein binding; RNA binding
Source: RefSeq, a predicted model, not a curated record